Molecule: messenger RNA, 2375 nt
Organism: Oncorhynchus gorbuscha (pink salmon)
Lineage: Eukaryota; Metazoa; Chordata; Actinopteri; Salmoniformes; Salmonidae
Gene: igsf5b
Product: immunoglobulin superfamily, member 5b
Exons: 9
Coding region: 194-1285 (363 amino acids)
Biological process (GO): cell-cell adhesion
Source: RefSeq, a predicted model, not a curated record
UCCCAUUCGUCUGUGGUAAUGUUUAACAGGCUGGUUUUGGGUGAUAUGGUAGCUACAGUACACAACCGUCACACAAGAGGGAAUAUCAAAAGCAUCAUCAAUAGCGUUCCUCCUCUCACAGCCUGUGGUGCAGUACCUGUCAGAAAUCCUCACACUGAGCUUGGAACAAUGGCUUGACUGUUCUCUGGAAAGUAUGGACAACCUCAUCCCCUUGAUACUGCUGGCCUGUGUGACUCAGGUGUUGAAUUCCCAGAUGCAGCUGAAUCCCAGAAGCAUCACUUUGCUGCGAGGUGACACGGCCCGACUGAUCUGCAGCACAGCUGAGCCCUGGCAGGUGAUGGUGUGGCUCCUCAACGGUGGCUCUGUGUUGACCAUCUCAGCCCAGUACGGUAUUCUCUCAAACAACCCCAAUGUGAACGCCAUUAACUGCUCCACCAAUCAGCUCUCCAGCUGGGAAUUGACACUGAAUAGAGUCCAGCGCAGCUACCAGGGGCAGGUGACCUGUGACCUCCAAAACAUCCAGAGGCAAACUGCCGAUCUGUUUGUUCAAGAGAGGGGUAAUGUGGCCAUCACAGGGGGGAACGUGACUGUGCUGAAGGGGGAAGAGAUCCUGUUCCAGUGCCUGGCUGUAGGCUGGUACCCAGUGCCUAGUCUGACUUGGCUUGUGAAUGGCAGAGAGGUGGACCAGAGUCAGUACAACAUCAGCACUGAAGGGCCUGUUGAUGUGGAUGGGCUCUACAACCUGACCAGUAACCUCAGCGUCCAGGCAGCAGAGAGCUCUCAUGUGGAGUGCCUAGCCUCUGUCUCUGCCCUCCCCACGCCCCAGGCCAGCAGUGUACGUCUCACUGUGGUUGCAGAGGUGGGUGUGGAGAAUGUAUGUGACGACUGCGCUGUUCUAAUGGCAGUAACAGCCUCCGUGUCUGCCGUGCUCCUGCUCCUGCUGCUAAGCAUCUGCAUUGUCCUCUGUUACAUACGGAGGAGAAGAGCAAAAUCAAGCCUACCGGAGGCAAUAAGGAUAGACGAAUCAAAAAGCGGGAGAAGCUCCGUUGCCGAGGAGACCGGGGGGGAGGUCAACCUGGGAUACACCACAGAGGGCCACUCAGACGCUGGCCGCAGUGACCUCAUCGUCACUGGGGAAACCCACAGCCAGAUGAACUCCAUCAGCGCUCACAAGAUCCCAGAUGUUGUCUCUUCCAGUAACUUCUCGCCAACCACCAGAGAGAGUACUGCCCCAACUGACCACUGUCAUGGCUCCAAGACAGUCAGACGAAUGACUACAGUGUGAUCGUCGUAUGGGAUCCAAACAAGAUAUGCUGGAUUUUUACUGUUACAUUAGUGUAACAUUGCCGAUUAUUCUACACAACAUGCUUUUCAUUAAAUGUAUCACACUUUAUUGUACAUACUGUAGGUAUAUUCACUUGAUGUACACUUUUUAAAAAUAUUUUGUAUUGUCACUGCAUAUUGAGGAUACCUAAUCCCAUGGAAUGAACUCUCAACACAUUGUUUGCGGGGUUUUGUGUUCACACAGUUUUUGGGAUCACACAGACCAAGACAUCAGAUGACUGACUCUCUCAUACAUUUUUGUUCUCACUCACAUAUUCUUCCCAGGUUUUAGGAGGAGUUGUUCUCUCUUUCUGACUGAAAACAACAGAUUAAUCUUAUAAAGUGCACACUGUGAUUUAUGAUUUGACUGUGUAAGAUUCUUAGUUUGCUGUAUAAUAGUUAUAGUCAGAUUGUGCAGGAUGUAUAGUGUUGUUUAAAAUGAAGCUAGCUGCGCACAGCGCUGUUGUCCUCAUUUGGGUAUCAAAUCAACUGUGGUAUAUUAGUGAUAUGGAUUAAGAAACACAAUAGCCUGGACCCCACUGAGUCAUGGGUUCAUCGUUGAUAUCUGUGUAAGCCUAUGUUAAUCCUCCUGUCAACAGUUACAUGGCCAACUCACCAUCCUCACAAUGCUCAGCUAGGUUUCACAUUUUCAUAGGUGACAGGGUUCGGAAAAGAUAAAGCAUGGGACAAUUUUCGGUGAUAUAGUGGCAUGGUUUCAAGACCUCCUUGUAAGUAGAUGUUAACCCGGCAGUUACAUGGGUCUGUAUUGACCAAUCAUCACAAUGGUCAAUGAUAAGGCCUGGGAAGUGAGUGACAGCAGGUGUUCUAGUGGCAUUUUCCUCCAGUUGAGGUGUUAUAGGAUAGGGAUACCUUCCUGUGUUCAUUGAUGAAUGAUGCCAACAUUAAUAAUGUAUGCUAUCCCUUCCUGUGAAAAUGGAUACAAGUGACUUUCAACAAAAUGGAAGACAAAAAUGGCUUUUUAUUACGUGAGAUAUGUAAACUUUUUCUUCAAAAGCUGCCUAUGAUAUAAAAAUAAAGCAUGUUCUAUGUUA